AUGGCCUCCCUUGCUGCAGCAAAUGCAGAAUUUGGCUUCGACUUAUUCAGAGAGAUGGAUAGCAGUCAAGGAAAUGGAAAUGUAUUCUUCUCUUCCCUGAGCAUCUUCACUGCCCUAACCCUAAUCCGUCUGGGUGCUCGAGGUGACUGUGCACGUCAAAUUGACAAGGCACUUUACUUUAAUACCCCAUCAAGACAAGGAGACUCCUCUAACAACCAGCCAGGACUGCAGCAUCAAUUGAAAAGCGUUCUUGCUGACAUAAACUCAUCUCAUAAGGAUUAUGAACUCAGCAUUGCCAAUGGACUUUUUGCAGAAAAAGUGUUUGACUUUCAUAAGAAUUACAUUGACUGUGCUGAAAAGUUAUACGAUGCCAAAGUAGACAGAGUUGACUUCACAAAUGAUAUAGAAGAAACCAGAUAUAAAAUUAAUAAAUGGAUUGAAAAUGAGACACAUGGAAAAAUCAAGAAGGUGUUAAGUGGAAGCAGCCUCAGCUCAUCGGCUGUCAUGGUGCUGGUGAAUGCUGUUUACUUCAAAGGCAAAUGGAAAUCUGCCUUCACCAAGAGUGAGACCCUCAACUGCCAUUUCAGAUCUCCCACGUGUCCUGACAAAGCAGUUGCUAUGAUGCAUCAAGAACGGAGGUUCAACUUGUCUACAAUUCAGGACCCACCCAUGCAGGUGCUUGAGCUCCAAUAUCAUGGUGGCAUAAGCAUGUACAUCAUGCUGCCCAAGAAUGACCUAUCCCAGAUUGAAAGCAAGCUGAGCUUUCGGAAUCUAAUGAACUGGACCAAUAGGAGGAAAAUGAAAUCUCAGUAUGUGGAGGUGUUUCUUCCUCAGUUCAAGAUAGAGAAGAAUUAUGAAAUGAGGCGCCAUUUGAAAUCCCUCGGGUUGGAAGAUAUCUUUGAUGAGUCCAGAGCAGAUCUCUCUGGAAUUGCUUCUGGAGGCCGUCUCUAUGUAUCAAAGCUGAUGCACAAGUCAUUCAUAGAGGUCACGGAGGAGGGCACCGAGGCCUCUGCUGCCACAGAAAAUAACAUUGUUGAAAAGCAGCUCCCUGACUCCACAGUGUUCAGAGCUGACCAUCCCUUUCUGUUUGUCAUCAGGAAGAACGGUAUCAUCUUAUUUACGGGUAAAGUCUCUUGCCCUUGA
Molecule: messenger RNA, 1143 nt
Organism: Peromyscus eremicus (cactus mouse)
Lineage: Eukaryota; Metazoa; Chordata; Mammalia; Rodentia; Cricetidae
Gene: Serpinb7
Product: serpin family B member 7
Exons: 7
Coding region: 1-1143 (380 amino acids)
Biological process (GO): negative regulation of endopeptidase activity
Molecular function (GO): serine-type endopeptidase inhibitor activity
Source: RefSeq, a predicted model, not a curated record